Molecule: messenger RNA, 1089 nt
Organism: Schistosoma spindalis
Lineage: Eukaryota; Metazoa; Platyhelminthes; Trematoda; Strigeidida; Schistosomatidae
Source: the annotation of a GenBank genome assembly
AUGAUGAGUAGAAUUAGGACAUCUCUUGGAGUUUUAAGUCUUGGAUUUGGAUUGUUCACUGCAGAAGCUUUGUAUUCUGGAAAUGAACACUUUUAUAAGGAUUGGUUUUUACCUACUGCCCGUCUCUUAGUCCGUAAUGGUGAAACUGCCCACAAUUUAUCAGUUUACUUAGCAAGUCAUGGUUUUAUACCACAUAAACCUCGAAACGCAUUCCCUCAACUAAAAUGUAAAGUUUUUGGACUCGAAUUCGACCAUCCCAUAGGAUUAGCUGCAGGUUUUGAUAAAAAUGGAAAGGCAUUUAUGGGUCUCUUAAAUGCAGGAUUUUCACAUAUUGAAGUUGGAACUGUCACCCCGGAUCCCCAGCCAGGUAACGCACGUCCUCGUAUAUUCAGAUGGAACGAGAAAGAAGCGGUAAUAAACCGAUGUGGGUUUAACAGUGAUGGACAUGAUGCUGUAUAUGAAAGACUCAAAGAUCGUCCAUGGGAAGGUAGGCUAAUUGCCGUGUUUGGCGAAGUAGCUGACUAUUUAGUAAUCAAUGUAUCUAGUCCAAAUACCCCAGGACUACGCUCCCUACAGACUAGAGAAAAAUUACGCGAUCUCUUAUCUAAAGUUUUAUCAGCUCGAAAUCAAUUAUUGAAAAAAACUCCUAUUUUGUUAAAAAUCUCUCCAGAUGAAAAUGAUCAAAAUUUAAAAGAUAUAGUAGAAAUUGCUUUGGAUUCAAAAACUCGAAUAGACGGUAUGAUCAUUUCAAACACUACACUUGCAACUUAUGAAGAGGCUGUAGCUUGCGGUGCUGCUCCAAUACCAGGGAACAAUGAACAAAAUGUUGUUUAUGGUGGCUUAAGCGGUCGACCAUUAUUUGAAAAAUCAACAGAUUGUUUAAGGAAAGUUUCUGCAUUAACCAAAGGUGCUAUACCCCUGGUCGGUGUUGGUGGUAUCAGCUGCGGUGAAGAUGCAUUGUCCAAGUUGAAUGCCGGUGCAAGCUUAGUGCAAUUAUAUACAAGUUUUGUUUAUCAGGGACCGCCGGUUGCUCAUAAAGUCGCUAGAGAAAUUAAUAAAUUAAAAAUGGCAUCUUUAACUGUCGACUAA